Nasonia vitripennis (jewel wasp) is the source of this 1494-nucleotide messenger RNA. RefSeq lists its product as uncharacterized. The record is from RefSeq and is a predicted model, not a curated record. Bases 1 to 1494 code for a protein of 497 amino acids. Lineage: Eukaryota; Metazoa; Arthropoda; Insecta; Hymenoptera; Pteromalidae. The transcript has a single exon.
AUGAACAAAAAAGUUAUGAGUGACGUUUUUAAAUUUGCAGACACAAAGAAAGUAGGACCACACUGCUUAGAAACAGGAAAAAAAAAAUAUCCAUGUUUUUAUUGUGAUGAAAAGUUGACAACUUUGUCACGGCAUUAUAAAAGCAAACAUGCAGAAGAGGCGAUUGUUCAGGAGAUCAAACAAUAUGAGCCAUCAAGACGACUCAAGGGACAAAAAAUCACUGAUAAUCAAAAGUAUACUGAUUACUUAUAUUCGUAUCUUAGAAAAGCCGCAAUUUUAAAACACAAUUUGCAAGCUGAUUUUAAUGACCAGUUUCAUAUAGCAAGAACACGACGUGAAUCGGACGAAGAUCGAACUGUUUCGAUGUAUGAGUUAUGUACCACGUGCAGUGGCUUUUACGCUAAAAGUUACUAUCAUAAGCAUGUAAAAAAAUGUACAAAUAACACCAAAAGCACAUUACAAGCUCGAAUAGAAGGUAAUGCAGCUAUUGGUAAAAAAUCUGCUUCUAUUAAAGAACAUUUACAGAAAGUACUUUUAAAUUUAAGAAAAGGAGCAAUUAAGGAUAUUAUAGAAGAAGAUGAUGUUAUCAUAACGUUUGGAAACGGACUAAGUUACAAACAUCGGCAUCAUUAUCACCAAGGUGACAUGAUUCGUGCAAGACUGAGAUGUACUGCUAGAUUUCUAACAAUUUUAAGAAACAUUAGUAAUAACACUGUGAAAAGUUAUGCCGACUUUUUUAAACCUGAACACUUAGACUAUCUUUUUCCAGCAAUUAAUGAAAUUGGUCAGUAUAAUCAAGUAACCGAUUUAUAUGACGUCCCUGCUACGGCUGCAGCUGCAGGAGCUUAUGUUAACGAAUUGUGCGAUACCUAUAUUGGUAUGUGCAUUAAAGCUAAGGACCAAAGUGCAUGUGAUGACGCAAUGAAAUUUAUGCACCUGUACAAAACAGAUUACAAUAAAUAUGUGACAAAAAGUGUUGCAGAAUCGACAGUUGAAAUGCAGCGUAACAAUAAAGUUGAAUUGCCAACGGAAGAAGAUUUAAGAUUAUUUUAUACUUCUAUUACUAGUAGAAGAGAUGAACUUAUUGAUGACUUGAAAAAUAAUGGAUUUAAUAUGACCAAAUGGAUAGAAUUAGGCGAAGUAACUACGAUUCACUUAGUAAUGUUUAGUAGUCGCAGAGUAGGAGAAACAGAGAGACUAAAAAAAGGAAAUUUUGCAAAAAUAGAGCGUUUAGAGUCAAACAACAAUGGAUCUAGAAAACUUUCUUAUGAAGAAAUAGAGUUUCUACAAAGUUUCCGUCGAAUACUAAUCCGCGGUAAACUAAAUCGAACUGUUCCUCUAUUAAUGAUAGACAAAGAUGAAGAGGCAAUCAAUUUGUAUAUGUCUUUUUUCAAGGUAGAAGAAGCUAACGUGGACAAAAACAAUCCAUACGUUUUCGCACUUCCGCACUUUUCGCACAAGCUUGAUCAAGAAUUUGAGAGGAACAUUAUUUAG